CAGCUCACACACACUGCCACCACAGCCUUAUCCAGGAUGCCACCAGCUCACAGAAGCUGUGCCCCAACCAAGGCCUCACAGCCUGCCUGCUGGAUGACUACCUGGGUGCUCCUGUUUCUGCUCUGGCCAGUGGCCACAGCCACCAAGGCCUGCCCAAGGCCCUGUACCUGCCAGGCCUUGGAAACCAUGGGGUUAAAGGUUAACUGCGAGGGGCAGGGCCUCACAGCCCUGCCUGUGCUGCCAGCUCAUACUCGCCAGCUCCUGCUGGCCAACAAUAGCCUACGUUCAGUACCACCAGGUGCCUUUGACCACUUGCCUCAACUAUGGAACCUCAAUGUGACACACAAUCCCUGGCACUGUGACUGCAGCCUCACCUACCUGCGCCUCUGGCUGGAGGACCACAUGCCUGAGGCCCUGCUACAUGUGUACUGUGUCAGCCCUGACUUGGCCACCAAGCGUCCACUGGGCCAGCUGACAGGCUAUCAACUGGGCAACUGUGGCUGGAAGCUGCCACCAUCCUGGGCCUAUUCGGGGAUCUGGUGGGAUGUGGCAUUAGUAGCUGUGGCUGUGCUGGGCCUAGUACUGCUGGCUAGCCUACUGAACACAUUCAAAGAGCCCCUGAAUUGAGCCUAGCUAUGAAAGCAGGCUGGAAGCCCAGACCUAAGCCGGGUGCCCAGAAGCAUCAGACUGAAUCAGCCCAUGCCAUCAAAAACCCACAGGAAGGGCUAUUGAAAUCACUCAGUGGGCAAAGACACUUACUGCCAAGCCUGAAGAUCUGAGUUCUAUCCCCAGGACCCAUAUCAUUGGAGAGAACCAAAUCUCACCUUCAUACUCAUGCUGUGCACACACAGCAAAUAAAUAAAUGUAAUUUUAAAAGACAACAAUAAAACCACUGCAUAGCCUUUUUGUAUGAGC
Phodopus roborovskii (desert hamster) is the source of this 915-nucleotide messenger RNA. RefSeq names its product glycoprotein IX platelet (gene Gp9). The record is from RefSeq and is a predicted model, not a curated record. The transcript has 2 exons. Gene Ontology annotation, molecular function: protein binding. NCBI's taxonomy places the organism in Eukaryota, Metazoa, Chordata, Mammalia, Rodentia, Cricetidae. Bases 37 to 627 code for a protein of 196 amino acids.